Messenger RNA from Nomascus leucogenys (northern white-cheeked gibbon), 2773 nucleotides. RefSeq names its product zinc finger protein 649 (gene ZNF649). Lineage: Eukaryota; Metazoa; Chordata; Mammalia; Primates; Hylobatidae. The record is from RefSeq and is a predicted model, not a curated record. Gene Ontology annotation, biological process: regulation of transcription by RNA polymerase II. Gene Ontology annotation, molecular function: DNA-binding transcription factor activity, RNA polymerase II-specific; RNA polymerase II cis-regulatory region sequence-specific DNA binding.
AGUAUUUCCUGAAACAGAAGAAAAUGACAAAGGCCCAGGUGACUUUUGGUUUGUUUUAUUCUUAACUCGAUUCCCUGAUGGAUUUGUGGAAGUCUGAAGAAAUCAGUUCUUUUACAUUAAAAGUAUAAAUUGGAAAAAAUGAGCUCUGGGGAGAAACAGACUUAGAUUAUACCUUUAAUCCAGGACAAAGUGGGAUCACGAAUAUUUUGUUCACAUAGUUCACAUGUGACCGGUGUUGGAAUAUAAUGUGUGACUCUGCCAGAACCUGUUGGCUACAUUAAGUAUCAACUUGUGUCCAAAAUCUUUGGCCACCAUCACACCCAGAGAAUCAUGGAAUCACUGACCCUGAAGGAUGUGGCUGUGGACUUCACCCGGGAGGAGUGGCAGCUCCUGGGCCCUGCUCAGAAGCAUCUGUACCGGGAUGUGAUGUUGGAGAACUACAGCAACCUUGUGUCAGUGGGGUAUCAAGCCAGCAAACCUGAUGCCCUCAUCGAGUUAGAACAAGGAGAACCACUGUGGACAUUAGAAGAUGAAAUCCACAGUCCAACCCAUCCAGAAAUUGAGAAAGCUGAUGAUCAUCUGCAGCAGCACUUGCAAAACCAAAAAAUACUGAAGAGGAUGGGACAACGCUAUGAACAUGGAAGAACUUUGAAAUCAUAUUUAGCUUUAACCAACCAGAGCAGAAGAUACAACAGAAAGGAGCCUGCUGAGUUUAAUGGAGAUGGAGCUUUUCUCCAUGAUAAUCAUGAACAAAUGCCUAUGGAAAUUGAAUUCCCUGAAAGUAGAAAACCCAUCAGCACCAAGUCACGAUUCCUUAAACAUCAGCAAACACACAACAUAGAGAAAGCCCAUGAAUGCACUGACUGUGGGAAAGCUUUCCGCAAGAAGUCUCAGCUCACUGAGCAUAAGAGAAUUCAUACAGGAAAGAAACCCCACGGGUGUAGCUUGUGUGGGAAAACCUUCUACAAGAAGUACAGGCUCACUGAACAUGAGAGAGCUCACAAAGGAGAGAAACCACACGGGUGCAGUGAAUGUGGGAAAGCCUUCCCCAGGAAAUCUCAGCUUACUGAACAUCAAAGGAUUCACACGGGAAAUAAGCCCCAUCAAUGCAGCGAAUGUGGGAAAGCUUUCUCCAGAAAAUCACUGCUCAUUGUACAUCAGCGAACUCAUACAGGAGAGAAACCUCAUACAUGCAGUGAAUGUGGAAAAGGCUUCAUUCAGAAGGGCAAUCUCAUUAUACAUCAACGAACUCACACUGGAGAGAAACCUUAUGGAUGUGUUGACUGUGGUAAGGCCUUCAGCCAGAAGUCUUGCCUUGUAGCACAUCAGAGAUAUCAUACGGGAAAGACUCCCUUUGUAUGUCCUGAAUGUGGGCAACCCUGUUCACAGAAGUCAGGACUCAUUAGACAUCAGAAAAUUCACUCAGGAGAGAAACCUUAUAAAUGCAGUGACUGUGGGAAAGCCUUCAUUACAAAGACAAUGCUCAUUGUACAUCACAGAACUCACACGGGAGAGAGACCCUAUGGCUGUGAUGAGUGUGGGAAAGCUUACUUCUAUAUGUCUUGCCUUGUUAAACAUAAGAGAAUGCACUCAAGGGAGAAACGGGGGGAUUCAGUGAAGGUGCACAAUCCUUCCACAGCAAGUCACAGCUUAAGUCCUAGUGAACACAUGCAGGGGAAAAGACCUGUUAAUAUGGCAACUGUGCAGAUACCUUCUGUGACCCCGCACAUGCCAUUUAACAUCAGCGGGCUCCAAGCAGAUAGGAACAUAGUCCUUGUGGGACAGCCACUUGCCAGAUGUGUACCCUCAGGAGAUAAUAGAAGCUUUGCACAAGACAGAAGGCUUACAAAUGCAGUGAAUGUGGUUGUGCCUUCAGUCAUCAAUUACAUCUUCUUUUAUGUUACAAACACAUAAUUUAAAACUACAUUAAAUGCGGAAAAGCCUUGAGCAAAAGUAUCUAGUUGAUUAUCUGGUCAAGUCCUUCUUCAUAAGAUUUCAAGCUUAUGUUUCAAUAUAAAGCUUGAAAUCAUGUGAAUGCAGAUACUAGGAAAGCCUCUUUUGGAAGGGGGACCCUAUUAUUGGUGAUCACCAUGGCAACAGUGAGCUCAUAGUGAGUAGAAAUACAGUGGUGGUGGGAGAGCCUUUGUCCUUUAGAGGUGUCAGUACACGCUGGAGAAAAACUCCUGGAAGGUAGUGAAUGUGGCAGCAUUUUCAGUGGUACAUUCUGCCACAUCCUUUAGCAGGUGAAAUCAUACAGAAAUAAAACACUGUGAACCCACUACUGUAAAGUGCCUUUAACAAAAUAUUAAAGUAGUCUUGAAACAAAGAAGCCCUGUGGAAAUGAGGACUGUUUGAGAGCUUUCUGUUCCAUUCCUGACCUCAUCAUAUGUCAGAUAAUAUACCUGAUGUCUAUUUUUAGACAGAAUAUCUUGAACUAUUACUAUUUACUGUGUUAAUUAUUCCAUAAGUUAAAGGAGAUGGUGUCUGCACCACAUCACUGGUUAAGGUUAUAACAUUGAGGGAGGAAAAAAGGAAAAAUUAAUUGGGCAGACAGCUAAAGCUGGUCUCUGGCAAAAUUCUUUUAAAGAGAAAGACAGCCUGAAAAAUCAAGCACAGGCACAAACAGAGCAGAGUGGGGAAAACUCCAGCAGCAGCUGCACUGAUAAGAAAGUAAGGCCCAGCAUAGAAGCCUUUUAUUCUUUGUGUGAUUAGCGGGCUCCCAGGAAAAAGUUUCCUCCCCUUUUCAGGCAUGUACAUGGUGGGCUCCAUGGGA